Molecule: messenger RNA, 3554 nt
Organism: Pseudogymnoascus destructans
Lineage: Eukaryota; Fungi; Ascomycota; Leotiomycetes; Thelebolales; Thelebolaceae
Exons: 2
Coding region: 507-3554 (1015 amino acids)
Source: RefSeq, a predicted model, not a curated record
CAACUACGGAUCACGGAACUACGGAAACUACGGAAACCAUUUAUUUCUUCCUGCGGCCCUGCGUUUCCCCACGAUAUCCCCACAGAAAGGUCAAUCUUCAAUCUGUGUCUCUGGCCCGUCUGGUUCGUGAUAUGCCCCGGUGCUGCUGCGUGCGUCCAUCCCACGCCACGCACGCCUUUGUCGUUCCUACCUUCCAACGCUGGCCGCAUUCCUUCACGAGCUCGACAUCCCCAAUAAUGCCGAGGCUGUCCCACUCCUGUCUCUUGUGAGCAGCAUUGUCCAUCCUUGCAACCGUCCCGUCCUAUCAAUGCGAAGCCGGAGGCCUCAACCAGAACGCCGCCGAUUUCGCCACCUACAACAGUACAGUCCAGCAGUAUACUCCCUACAUCCCACCUAUAUCCACGUGUGGACACCCCACCCCCGAUUCCAGAAAUCGAACAGAUCCGAUUUCCUGACCUCCCUGUUGCGACGGAACCGAGAGAGCUCACGACGAGAUUGAGGGAAUCAUGGCCGUCAUCUUCGCGCCGACCACCGUGCCCAUGGGCGACUGGCACGGCGUCUUCCGGCAGCCCAAACCCCCGCCCUCCUCCCCUCGCCCAUCCGGCAGCGACGCCGCCAGCCUCACGCGCGUCGACUCCUCGCGCUCCGGCAGCAGCAGAUCCGAGUGGCGCCAGUCCAACUCUCUACGCAACAUGUUCGGCAAGUCUUCCUCCUCCUCCUCCAAGAAGCAGACAUACUCCCCGCCGCCCAUCCCGGAGAUCAGCGCCGACCGCCCGCGCCACCGCGUCGAGCUCACGCCCACCGAAUUGAGUGAUGAUAUCUCCAUAUCGCGCACCAGCACGAAUGGCGGCUCCAGCGUGUCGGAUGGAGCGUCCUUCAUCGAUUCACCCACCGGCGCCCACCCGCCGCAGAUGAGCGAGAGGCUCGCCCGGGUCUUCGCCACGAAAGCCCUGCUCGUCCUCAAAGCCGGCCGUCUGUAUCUGCAGAGCGAGGAGAAGCCUGUGACGAGGAAGCGCGACAGCUUCCUGGCUGCGAUGCCGAAGCGCAGUCUCGAGAGGCCGCCGACGAGCGCGCCGCCGCCGCCGGCGCAGUGGGAGCCGCCGCCUUUCUUCAAGGUGUUGUCGGGGGCGGUGAAGCAUGGCUCGCUGAUGACGUGCGGGGUUACUGCGAAUGCGGUGAUCUACCUGAGCACGCACGAUAAGGGCGGGAGGAAUGUGGCUGCCGUGGGCUUUGGGUCGGAUCCGGCGAAGGCGGAUAAGGCGAAGGAGAAGCAUCGGCAGCGUGUUGUCGAGACGCUGGGGAAGGGGGAGUGGAGUCGCAAGAUCUUUGUGUUGACGUCGGCGGGGUACUUGUUGCAGUUCUCGUGUGAUGGGGCGUUUAAUAGGCUGCCGGAGCAGUCGAUUCGGCUUAGUAGGCACUCGGUGGCGUUUGCGAGUGAUGUGAUCCCGGGCGAGCACUGGGUUAUCCAAAUCACCACCGUCUACGACGGGCUCGCCGCAGUUACGCCGGGCGAGCUAUCAGCUACUCCCGCGCCGCCUGCGCAGCAACGCCCGGGGUCUAACUCGACAUACAUCAAGCCCAUCAAGCAGUUCCUUCUCAUCAUGGACAACGGCGAAGAUCUCGACACCUGGCUCACCGCCGUGCGCCACGAGAUCAACGUCUUGGGGGGGGAAGCAACCAGCGAAACUCGUGCAAACAACAACCCGGAGUUAUCGCGCAGCCCCCUCGCCGAGACAACAAACGCCUUCCCCAUCCCCUCCCCAAACAACGAGCCCCUUUACUCCCCGCACUCGGACGACACCAACGAUAACAAUGACACCCACGAUAACAACGACCCCAACGAUAACAACGACCCCAACGAUAACAACGACCCCAACGAUAACAACGACCCCCUCCCCUGGGAAACCGAUGAGCGCACGGCCAACCUUCCCCCCUGGCCCGCUGACGACGCAACACCGCAGCCCAGCCGCGCUACGAACACCCUCUCCUCGGUUGCAAGCGCGAACUCAAUCGAAGAACACCUCCUCGAUUCGCUACGGGAUAGUAAUACGUACAGCCAACCCCGCUCCUCGGGGGGACGCACAUUCUUCACCUCCCCCUCCGCUUCGCGCCACUCGUCACCUACCCGAUCGCCGAUUUACGAAUCCUUCCCCCCCGCCCUCACCGCCGAGGACGAAGAAGACCGUUACGGAUUCGGUGAAUUCGGCAACAACCAGCACCAGCACCAACACCAACAACAACACCUCAACGCAGCCGACAUCCGCGAACGCCGCCAAAGCGCUCAAGGCGCCCAUCCGCCGGUGCUAGACGCCAUAAUCGCACCCACCACAACAACAACCCCUCUUUCCCCACCACCACCAACCGACUGCUCCCAGCAGCCCCCCCGCCGCCCAGAACGCCACACACCCCCCACGGCAUUAAAAACCCGUCUCUCAAUCGUAGAAGAUCAACCUUUACCAGCAAUGCUCUCAGAUGAGUUAAUGGAUGAAAUCUCCGCUCCAGCGCUUAGCCCGAGGUCGAGGGCGAGGAGACAGAUGCAGAGGGGGGCUGCUAUUCCGAUUCCCCCGCCGAGGUCGGGGAGGAGGACGAGUAGUCUGCCUGCUGCGCGGGGCGCGGUGGGUGGGGGUGCGUCGCUACCAACAUCCCAAGGGCUGGGUUCGAGUCCGACGGAGGGGGAGGGGGAGUCGGAUGAUGAGUUUCAGUUUCAUUAUUGGACGUCGAGGUUGAGCCCGCCGCCGAGGACGCAUACACCUACGUCCCCCUCACUCGGUAUCGCUGAGCUCGCUCACUCUGAGCACGCGGCGGGGGGUCCUGGGGCGCCGCCGCCGUUACCGAUGUUUUCUUACCCCUUCCCGCCUUCCUCCUCCUCCACACCCGCUUCCAACGAGGGCCCGUCAUUCUCCGACCCAUCUCUGUCACCGAUUAUUGCACCGCAUACGGCGCGGGCGAAUGCGAAGGCGCAGGCGGCGAGGGACAAGAGGGCUUCUAUUAAUGGCGCACCCGGCGCCGGUUUGGGUCUCGGUAUUGGUGCCGGAAGAGAGCGACGCACCUCAAUCGGUCGAGUAGGGGAGGGUGGGAAGAGGAUGUCCAUCGCCCGCGGUGGUGGUGGAGGAGGGGGAGGGGGUGAUGGGAGGGAGAAGCGUGACUCAAUAGUCGUCAUGCGUGAACGCCGCGUCCCGCCGAAACCGUUGGGGAGUAGGGGGUUCAUCGCUCUUGCUGCCGAAGCCGGGGGUGCGGGGGGUGGUGGUGGCGGCGGAUACGGCACCUACGGCGGCCUCGCAGGAGUCGUGAGUACCGGCCGCGUCGUGAAGGCUGUGGAUCGCAUGGUUAUCCGCGAGCGUGGCGCGUCGAUUAGUAACUCUUAUGGCGAGAGAUCAGCGCCGCUGUUGAAAUCACCUUCUUUUUCGACAACGGGAGGGGGCAGGCCGAAGAGUAGGAGGGCGGCGGAGGCGGUGGUUGGGCCACCGCUUGCGCCGCCGCCUACGAGGGGGUUGCCGCCUGUUCCGCGUGGGGGGGCGAGGGGGAUGUCGAAUGCGGGGGGGGUAGGGGGAUGA